Messenger RNA from Fibroporia radiculosa, 1362 nucleotides. RefSeq lists its product as uncharacterized. Gene Ontology annotation, cellular component: membrane. Bases 1 to 1362 code for a protein of 453 amino acids. The transcript has 10 exons. The record is from RefSeq and is a predicted model, not a curated record. Gene Ontology annotation, molecular function: carbohydrate:proton symporter activity. Gene Ontology annotation, biological process: transmembrane transport; carbohydrate transport. NCBI's taxonomy places the organism in Eukaryota, Fungi, Basidiomycota, Agaricomycetes, Polyporales, Fibroporiaceae.
AUGCUUUCUGGAUGGUAUGUCUUUCGUUACAUGCUCUUGAUCCAUAAGGCCGGACUCGAAUCUGCAUACACCCAGGACAAGCGACAAGAUAGGGCGGAAGAGAAGCAUUCAGGUACUUCGUUUCUGACCUAUCAUAAGGCCAAGCCUGACAGGAAGUCGCAGUUGGGUGCUUUAGUAGCGCUUUGGGGAUGCGCGAUGCAAUCUGGAGCCAACAAUCUUGCCUGUCUGUUGAUAGGGCGUAUUGUCGCUGGAUUUGCAAUCGGCGAUGCACAGACGGAAAUCGCACCGCCUAAGAUUCGAGGCUUUAUUGUUGGCCUUACUCAGCAGAUGGUCGGGAUUGGUUUCAUUGUCGCUAACUGGGUCGGCUAUGGAUGUCAAUUCAUGGAGUCGAACGCUGGUUGGAGGCUUGCUCUGGGAUUACAGGCUCUUCCCGCUGGCAUACUCUUUGUGGGAAUACCUUUCAUGCCAUAUUCUCCUCGCUGGCUUCUGGAAAAGGGACGCGACGACGAGGCUCAGGCCGUUGUUCGUAAACUCCAUGGGGCAAAAACUCUUGAAGCUCAGGAGGCUGCAGACUCGGAAUUUAAGAGUAUGCAAGCCACGAUUCGCGCCGAGAUGACCAUCAGGUCGAGGAGGUUGAGCGACUUAUGGGAAACACCCGCUAUGUGCAAGCGUACUUUGAUAGCCGUCGGUGUACAAGUGUUCGGCCAGUUCACCGGUAUCAACGUGAUCAACUACUUUGGGCCUUCGAUGUAUAAAUCGCUAGGUCUAAGCCCGUCGCAGUCGCUCCUGGUUCAAGGCAUCUAUGGUGCAGUCGGGCCCAUCGCCAACUUCUUCUUCAUUACCCUUAUCCUCGACACAGUCGGAAGAAAGAAGCCCCUUAUGUUUGGCGCGGGGAGCACGGUAGUUACAUACUCGGUUCUUACCGCCAUCGUUGCUCGUUUUCCUCCCGGUAUUUCGGAGAAUCAUCCAGCGCAACAAGCUGGUAUCGCGAUGAUAUUUUUGACGAGUAUUUUCUUCUCUCUGAGCUUCGGACCAGUGAGCUGGGUGUUGGCUUCUGAGGUAUUCCCCACCAAGACCCGGUCGAUCGGGACAAGUGUCGCGACAUGCGCCAACUGGGCUUUCAAUGUGUUGUUCUCGCAGGUCUCGAAUUUGGCCAUCGAAAGCAUCGAUUGGAAAUAUUACAUCGUCUUCAUCUGCCUCAAUGCUGUAGAUUUCAUAAUCAUAGCAUUCUUCUUCCCAGAGACGAAAGGGAAAUCCCUGGAAGAGAUGGCGGAAGUCUUCGGGGACGAGAUUGACCCACGACUGGAGAAUCACCCAGACGUUCACGAGAAACUCGACCAUGACGCUAAAGAAGACGCAUAA